Fonsecaea multimorphosa CBS 102226 is the source of this 429-nucleotide messenger RNA. RefSeq lists its product as uncharacterized. The transcript is spliced from 2 exons. Lineage: Eukaryota; Fungi; Ascomycota; Eurotiomycetes; Chaetothyriales; Herpotrichiellaceae. Bases 1 to 429 code for a protein of 142 amino acids. The record is from RefSeq and is a predicted model, not a curated record.
AUGGGCAUCCCCGACCAGGUUGUUGUCCUUUUGUGCAUCUUGGGUGCCGCCGCGUCUGUCACUGUUGGCUUCGCAUUUCAGAGGCUAUUCGGAAGGCCCGAUUCGGAUGAUGGGAAUUUCAACCACAAGCAACCAGAGCAAGAUGCGUACAUGAGAGAGGAAUGUCAUGAUGGCCUUUGGGGAUACCAGGCAGCUGCAUCCCCCCCAUCCUCGGGAGAUAUGAGGAAUGGCUCAGUUGGUACGAAUCAUGAAGACAGCGCCGUCAAAAUGCUUGCUUCCCCCAGGCUGCCAUCUGAGGUGGGCGCUUUUCAAAAGAAAGAGGACAAGGAAUGGAUAUCCGAGACAAUGCUGAGAUGGGAUGGGCGGCAUUUGGCUUGGACAGGUGCUUGCGAAGUCUUGGUGGUCAUGCAAUACAAUGCAAAGCAAUAA